This is a messenger RNA of Stylonychia lemnae, 687 nucleotides long. The record is from the annotation of a GenBank genome assembly. NCBI's taxonomy places the organism in Eukaryota, Ciliophora, Spirotrichea, Sporadotrichida, Oxytrichidae.
AUGGUAAAAAACUUUUCUAGACAGAGACCCAACUUCAGUGGCAACUUGACUCUCAAUGUUGCCUUGAGAUAGAUUACUAAGUCUAUCAACAAGAAUCAGAACUAGUAUUCACAUAUUGAUAGAGAUUAUACCCCAAACGACAAUUCCUCAGGUGAGUCUAGAAACACAUCCUAAAAGAAGAAGCCAGUCAAGAAGGCUAAGAUAAUAAGAACUAAGUUUGCUCAUUUACCUGAAGCAGAAAGAUAUAAGUUCAAGAACUUGCAGAGUCUAGUCAAAAUCUUGAGUGAGCACCCAUACUCUUUCAUUUUGGACUAUGUGGAUAAGAAAGAACACAUUACGAUGGGUGAGAUUCACACUGCUAUAAAGUAGCAAAAGAUAAGCACUUUCCCCUAAGUGGAGUACUUGAUAGGCAAGCUAUUUGAUGUAAUGGAGAAUGAACUCAGUGAGAUUCACUUCAAGAUCAAUGAAGAGAUCUAUGAGGACAAGAAAGACUUUGUCCAAGGCUAAACUCAACAAGUUUUCAAUCAACUCUAGUAAUUGAGAGCAGACCAAAGAGAAGCUAUCCUAAUUGAAGAGAAUUUCAUCAGACUUGACGGGAACGGUAAUAGAUGUAUAGACUUCACCCCAGAAAAUGCUGAUAACAUCAUCACACUCACAGAGAAGAUGGAAAAAUUAUUGUCACAGUGA